UUUUUUGCAGGGUCGGAAGAAGCAAAUUUGUCUGGCGGGAUUUGGCGGUUAUCGGUGAGGGAUGUGGCGGGCUGGCAGUCCCCGACCUGCUGGCAACUCCGGGGGCGCUCCUCCACACCACUCCUCUCAGAGCGGCCGUCCUCGCCACCGCCAGUCCACCGCUGCCGCUGUGUUGUAGUUGAGGCUCGUGUCCAGCCUGUGUUUUUUUUUUUUGUGUGUGUGUGGUUGUCUAUCGUCUCCCAGGUGGGUGUGUGUGUAAGGUUUCAGCGUUCACUAUGCAUAGCUCCUAUGUAGAUUUCUAGCUUUAUAAUUUAAAGUUCAGCAGUUCCAGCGGUGCACGCGGACCGCCUGCCUGACGCACGGCACGGUGAACGUUGUGUUGUCCAUUAUGGCAAGCUCACUUUAGGUGUGGCUGGCGGGAUUAGCGGAUGUGCCACAUCAUCGCUGCGCCACCCUCACACUCGAUCACCUUGAGAGAAUUCACCAACUCCACUGUACCACCGUCAGCCACCCCACUGGUUGCGUCUCCACACUCCACAGCACUACCGUCAGCCACCCCACUGGCUGCGUCUCCACAAAUUUAGGUAAAAAUGUAACAAGUAAAAAAAAAUCGGAAAAAAGUCACAGGUAAAAACGUCACAGGAAAUAGUCACAAAAAAAGAAAAAAAGAAACAGGGUAAUGUUAGCACUAUUUUCACUUUUUAUAUGUCAUUCUGGAAGAUCCACCUGAAGCCGAGGAGUAGCUCAGGUACGUACUUCAAUUGUACUUAUGUUAUGUUAUGAAUAAUUUUUGUUUGAUUACUGGGCUUUUUUUUCCUAGCCAAAAUUGCGACUUUUCUUCUGAGACUUUUUUUUUCCUGUCCUUAUUACUGGCACGCACCUCCCUCUCGCUCUCACCAAACAUAGUCAACCCAGGGCUAGCUUGAGCACGUAGUGCUCUAGUCGUAUAAAUAUCACAUGCAUAACUAAUUUACUUCUCUUUGAUAUAUCAUGAUAUUUAGUACUUGAAACUUUUAUUUGUGUGUUUUAUCAUUUGGGAUGCCUUUUAUAUAUAUAUCACAGAAGUGGGUUUGGGAGACUAGGCAAAGCUGGUCACAGGCCCUGCCCUACCCUGACCCCACCACAGCCCUCAGUUAAUUAUGGAUGGUACUAAUUUAGCGCGUUUGGUGGUAUUCCUUUGUCACCGCUCUGCCACAGCAAUCCCAACACAUAUCUCAUGUCAGUUAUUUAUCAUUUUUAAAUGAAUUUCAAAUAAUCUAUAGGUAAUUAUCCAAUAAGGUUAUAUAGUGUCAUGAAUGUCUCGUUUUUAAGGAUAAGAAUGAUUUUGUAAAAGUACCACAACAUGACAGCAUUGCUUUCCGACGAUGUCAGUGUGGUCCCUGUCAAGGAUAAGGGAAGAGUAAAGAUGGGUCAGUAGACUUUUGUUUUUGCCUACAACACAUCGGCCGAUCUGUGUGUGCAGCCCGCCAUCUCAGGCCGUGUCAUUUGGAGCCCAGUGACCCACGUCGUGUCAGCCUUACCUUGGGAAGGCUAUGUUAUUUCUUUCGUGAUGCUUAUAUGCACGGUUUAGACCGUGGUUAUAUGUGCCGUAUAUGGUUGAAGUAACCAUGGACGAAACUCAAAAUUAGACAUUCAAAUUAUCCAGGUUUCCUUUUAUCAAAUAAGCCUCAAAACAGUGGAUCCGUGCAUAUCAGAGGGAGGAUAACCCGAAUGUGGCAAAAUCUAGAGAGUGUUCACACUAAUGCGACCGACUAUACAGUGGAGUUUAGAGUUAAGAGGAAGCUCUUCAGCACUUUUCUGCAGCUCAAAUGAUACUUAAAGGCCUGUGCUGUUCCAAAACUGGUCAUUAAAUCGGUACAUAUAUAUACUUAUCACUGGCUUUGAUUAGAUUUCCACCCCUUUUUUACUUUUCUUUAUUAACCCUAGCUAGGUAGGGUAGAGUUAUUAGCACAGCAGAGAAACAGUGAUCCAUGUUUUUAAAAACCAAGGCAUUCUAUUAAGAUUACCCAUCUAUGACAGCAGCAGGAAGUGAUGUUCAGCUUCUGGACGAAUACUGAUAUCUUGGACCUUAAUUGAGAUUUCGAGCAGUUUUGAGACCACUUUACUGAAGCACAGUAGUGUGCAGCUUUAAAAAAAAAAAAAAAAAACAGAAUUGUGUCAUGUUCACACAGGGUGACAAGACUAAGAGGACGACAUACUCAGCCUGCAGGCAUGAGUGGCUGGUUACUCAUGAUAAUACUAUGGUUACCAAUACCACUCGAUCUCAGGUUUAUUCUCCUUUUGAUGUCUGUGGGCUGUUAGUAUCAAGGGGGCUGUAGAACAGUCUCCUUCAUCAGCACUCCCUGUUCGUUAGGUGUGUAUUUCCUCUACUCUCAAAUGCUUCGUUUCCAGUCGUAUUUUGUCCUACCUAAUGAUUUUUAAACACAACUUUCGUAUACAAGUUAUCACUCAAAAUACUGCAUAAAUGAUGGGUAAAAAUGAGAGUGCAGAAUGACUCGAGCACUGAUCUUUAGGUGUGUGUAUUCCUCUACUCGUGUUUAGAUCCUGAAAAUUUUUUGUUCUGGUUAUACAUUGUCUUUACAUUACCUUCAUACUCCCUUUGUAUAGAUCAACACACACUAAAUAAAUAGGCAGAAGAGUGAAUGUCAAGCAGAUUGAGUUCGUGGACGAUGGGCAAUGAGUUCCAUUGCCAUCAGAGGCCGUGACAUCACAGCAGUGAUGCCGUUAUAGUGAACCAUCCUUACUCUCCCUUUUUCCUUGGUCCCAGUGACCUCAGUUCUUAGUCCUCACUCUUCACUCCUCAGGUCAGUUCCCCCAGGGCUGCCACACACGAUGGACGCUGCCCCUGCCACCCGCUCCCACAACCUAAAUGCUCGAGAGAAAGAACUUAUUUUCAAUGUGAAUCGGUACUUCCUAGAUGAAAAAGCUAAUAGAGGACCUAUAAUUCCACCCUCAAAAGCAAUGGCUCGGACAGCUAAAGCCACCAAAGUUAGUGAACAGACAGUCGCGCGAAUCUGCUCUAAACCCAAUAGAGCUCUUAUGACACAGCUAUCACCAGAACCGCCUGUAUUCACGACACGGAAAAGGAAGCGUCUUGCAACAGUAACGAAUUUUGAUGAUUCUGACAAGCGUGUGCUUCGGAGAACUGCCUUAGGAUUCUAUGAAAAGAAUGAAACCCCUACAUUGUUCAAAAUAAGGGAAGAUCUCAGGGAAAGUAUCUCCUAUAAUGGAAGCAUUGAGUCCCUUCGCAGGGCUAUCUUACGGAUGGGAUUCAUAUAUGGUAAAGUUGAUGGCCGCAAAUUCCUUAUGGAAAAAACUGAAGUUACAGCAGCUCGGACCAGAUACAUUAGAGAAAUGCGGCAACUCAAACAGGCAUUCCACAAUACUGUGUAUCUUGACGAGACUUGGGUGAAUCAGGACCUCACUUUGGGAAAAUGUUUCACUGACAAAGUGUUCAAACAUGCAGCAGGAAAAGAGCCACCCACUAGAAAAGGAAGCUAUCUGAUUAUUCUCCAUGCAGGAACAAGAGAUGGCUUUGUUGACAAUGCUGAAUUAGUUUUUCAAGCUGAAAACAAGACAAACCAUGAUAACCCAAUAAAUUCUGCAGUCUUUGAAAAAUGGUUCAGGAACCAGUUGCUGCCAAACAUUGCACCCAACUCUGCAAUUGUGAUGGACAGUGCUUCCUAUCAUUCUGAGCAACUUGAAAAUGUGCCAAGUCCAUCUUGGAGAAAGCCAGACAUAAAGGAUUGGCUUAUGAAGAAGGGAGUUCAGCCCAGUGAUGAUUUAUUAAAAGCGGAGCUGUAUGAGCUUUCAAAGAAAUUCGAUAAAGGCAAAAAGUAUCGGAUUGACACGAUUGCUGAAGAAGCAGGACAUAUAAUUCUAAGGAUACCCCCAGACCAUUGUGAGUACAACCCUAUUGAGUUCAUUUGGGCUCAAAUGAAGUCUUAUCUCGCUGAGAACACUAUCGAAAUGCCCGAUCCUAAACUUCUCGUUAGAGCAGCUUUGAGUCUUAUCACGCCGCAAGACUGGAUGGGAGCAGUGGAACGUGCUGAACAACUUCAAGAAGCGGAUGCAAAGCAAGACAUAGCAGUUGACCAUUUUAUGGCUUCACUAUUCAUCACAAUCACAGAAAGUUCAGAUGAAGAAUAUUCUGAUUAAAGAUCGGAGAGAGGAUUAGGCCUACGGGGGAAACCUCUUAAAAA
Messenger RNA from Eriocheir sinensis (Chinese mitten crab), 4202 nucleotides. RefSeq lists its product as uncharacterized. Gene Ontology annotation, molecular function: nucleic acid binding. The transcript has 2 exons. The record is from RefSeq and is a predicted model, not a curated record. The coding region runs from base 2833 to 4158 and encodes 441 amino acids. NCBI's taxonomy places the organism in Eukaryota, Metazoa, Arthropoda, Malacostraca, Decapoda, Varunidae.